Molecule: messenger RNA, 1155 nt
Organism: Leucoraja erinaceus (little skate)
Lineage: Eukaryota; Metazoa; Chordata; Chondrichthyes; Rajiformes; Rajidae
Product: protocadherin-16-like
Exons: 2
Coding region: 683-1033 (116 amino acids)
Biological process (GO): homophilic cell-cell adhesion
Cellular component (GO): membrane
Molecular function (GO): calcium ion binding
Source: RefSeq, a predicted model, not a curated record
GAGAAGGGUCUUGAUCCGAAAUGUCACCCAUUCCUUCUCUUCAGAAAUGCUGCCUGUCCCGCUGAGUUACUUCAGCUUUUCAUGUCUAUCUUCGAUUUAAACCAGCAUGUUCCUUCUUCACAUUUCGUGUUACUGAUUAUAUUGUUCACUGCAGGUGUUCUCAUUGGGUGUUACAGUGAAAGAUAAAGGAAACCCAGCUCCACAGAUGUCCUGUGAAGGAACUCUCAUUAUUAACAUCCUUGAUCUGAAUGAUGAAAUCCCUGUCGUGAGGUAAGGAGGAGACCUGGAGUGGGGGGCCACCGUGAAUAAAGAGGGUCGAUAUACAACUAAUACAAACACAAAAUGCUGGAGUAACUCAGCGGGACAGGCAGCAUCUCAAGAGAGAAGGAAUGGGUGAAGUUUGUGGUCGAGACCCUUCAGUCUUCAGACAGCAUUUUGUGUGUAUCUUCGGUGUAAAUCAGCAUCUGCAGUUCCUUCUUGCACUAUAUAUAACUAGUUACAUAUAAAACAUGUUACAGCAGGUGAUGUGCCCUUUGCAAAGUGUUUGGGAUAUUGUGGAGUUACGAAGAAUCAUUCUUGUUAUGCAGAAAUAAAUGAGUUCAUGGAAACUAUAAUGUGGGAGUAGUGGAGGACCAUGCAUAUUGGUCACUCCUUGUGACAGGUUUAUAAAACCUCACUCUUUAUGUUAAGUUUCAGCCCUGAAAAUCCAAUAAAUUUCACGGAAGACCAACCCAUUGGAACAGAGGUGGUGCGGAUGAAUUCCACCGAUAGGGAUGCGGAUGAUGUUGCAUCUUAUAAUUUUGCUACAGCUUCCCAAGACUUUUCCAUUGAUCCAAAUACAGGGAUAUUGACUACAACGACAGUACUGGACUACGAUAACGGCACAACAAUCAAAUACCAUUCACUGCAAGUGUUUGUCACAGACAAAGGGCUCAACACUGUCACAGUGACCCUGACCAUUGUGCUUCAGCCUGUCAAUGAACCACCAGUGUGCACCUCACCACAGCUGACACAAGGAACAGGCAAGUUUUAGGAUCGGUCUUUCAUAGAGUCAUAGAGUGAAGCAGCGUGGAAGCAGGCCCUUCGGCCCAACUUGCCCACUCCGGCCAACAUGUCCCAGCUACACUAGUCCCACCUGCCGACGUUUGGCCCAUA